UUCAAACUCAGUGUCACUCGGGCAAGUGAUGUGAGAGAUUGUGCUACAGUAGUAAAUUUGUUGACUGAUAGUGAUUGAAAAGUUGAGAACGUUGUCGAACUUAAUUUUUUUGUCAGUGAAAUCUAAAUCCGAUAACUGAGCUACCUAACGUGACUGAACAAUAAGCUUUACAUUAAAUUUGAUUUUGAAUCCUGCAAUAACCUUGAGGAUGGAUGAGUUCUGGCGAGAUACGACAUAGGAAAGGCUGUUUUCUCCCUAAACAUCUUAAUAAUUAAUUUGUCUGAAACGAUGUCAGUCCCAGUUGAAAAAAUAUACUCAGCAGGAGUAGUAUGCAACUGUGCGUGAAUUAUUUAAGUAGCAGUGAGUCGACCAACAUCGAUGAGUGGGAAAGUGAAUGAUGCGAAUGUGAUACGGCAGUCAUAGAUAGCCUAUUAACUCGAAUGCCAAGCUCUGAUGCGUACCACGAUUGAAGUUUGAAGACAGGCUAACUCAGCGGUCUCAGCCUGCGUUGUGCGAACACUGAACAUAGUUUUACGAGAACCUCAUCUCUGGCUUGUCAUUCUUUUGAUAUGAAUAACUGAUAUUAACAGUCAUGCAUAGCUCCGUUAAACGUUAUGAAGAUGUUCCUAUGGAUGAAAAGCAAGCCCCGAUGUUGCUAAAGAAGCCGGGCAAGCGAGGACGACCUAGAAAACAUCCUCUACCCUCCUGCCACGAACCUCCACAGCCGAGUACAUCAUACGGGCCUUCUGGGCCAACCCUGAGUGACAAGGCAGAGCGAUGCACAGCUCUUGGCCCUGGCGUCACGAGGGGUGAUCAUGUUAUGGAGGAAGUCUCCGGGCUGCCCGGUGCGUAUUGCUGCCAACUACAUACGCAUGCACAACGUGCUGGGGGCAGGAGCCUCUCACAAGCCGCUGCUGCCUCCCAACCUGGGAAGCGAGGCUGCUGCUGGCGUCAUAAAGGCGCUGGGUAGCCCAGUCUUGUAUGGUGUUACAUUUCUGACGUUGCUCUCGUCUGCCAAGGCGCUGGGUAACCCAGUCUUGUAUGGUGUUACAUGUCUAGACGGCAUCGAAGAAUUCUUCGGGCACAGCCAGCUCGAGCUCCUCGGCUCUUCCAUCUUCCCCAUCAUCCACCCCGAUGAUCACGAACUAUUUCGAGCUCAACUCCAACCUAAGGAGAGCACGCGGCGCUCCUUCUUCUGCCGCAUGGCUGAGCGCUGCCUCGCCCGCGGCGACUCCAGAAGAUAUGAAAUAAUUCACGUACAGGGCCACCUGCGCCCCAUCCCUCCCCCGCCCGGCCCUCCUCUCCUCCUCAAGUCCGAGGACGACGGGGACAUGGCAGCCUCGGGGGGCGCCUCUCCACCCGUCAGGCAUCGCAGGAGUACCCGGCAUUACGGUUCGCUCAGCUUGUCGCAGCCCUCCGAGGACGACUCGUCGGGGUCUGAAGAAGUCAUGAGGGAACAGGCCCGGGAGUCCCACCUCCUGGUCAGCCUCGUACAGCUCAUCAAGGAGCGUCCCAUCACAGAGCUGUCCCGCCUUGAGACUAUGAAGGAUGAAUACAUCACACGCCAUGAUGUGUACGGCAACAUCCUCUACACUGACCACAGGAUUUCCGUGGUCACGGGGCACAUGCCGGAGGCGGUGCGCGGGGCGUCCGCCUUCAUGUACAUGCACAGGAGCGACAUGCUGUGGUCCCUGCUGGCACAGAAACACAUGUUCAGCACGGACCAGGGGCAGGGUGUGGUGUCAUACAGACUGCGCUGCAGCGACAAUAGCUUCAUUACGCUGCGCUCACGUGGUUUCCUGGAGGUCUGUAAGCAGACAGGCAAACUUGAGUCUUUUGUCUGCAUCAACUCCGUCGUGAGUGACCGCAACGCUGACGAGGAGAUCAGAGGCCAGCGUCGCAAGCUACUGCCGCUCUUCUCAGGCUGCAACGCCAACGAACUGCUCACCAACAUCACCUCCGAGUUCCCUCCGGAGCUCAUGGAGAUGAUAAUGCGAACUCUGGGCCCUGAGAGAAUCAUGAAGAUGCUAUCGUCGGUUGCCCGCUCAGCCCCUCCCUCCAAAGACCCCUCGGCUCCCUCCACUUCAUCCUGCGCGACCCUCAAGGAGCUGGGGCUCGACGAACUCGAGGAGCCUCCAUCCCCUGUAGUUUCAGCUGAAAAUGUGCCGCCAAAACCCUGCAAACGCCCCCGCUUAUGCAAUCAACGCAGUCAAGAGGGCGCGUCUACCUCGCAAUGUGGUCGGUUUGUAGCUCCCAACGAAACUGUUCUUUCGACGACAUCGAAACUGGACCCUCUAGACGACCGAGGCCUUCAGCGUAGCAGUAACAAGACCGAUGUUAACAACUGUGACAGUCGGGAAGUGAAGAAAUGUUGCAGACCUUCUGAUUUAACGGGUUCAUUUAAUGUCGAGAUGACGCCAGUUGCAAACGCAAGUGUAUCGCCACCUCAAUGCUAUGAAUCGUUAUCAUAUUCAGCCACGCCUGAGAAGCCAAUGCCUAUCCCCAAUCAAAUCUCACCUUUCCAAAAUGAUGCCUCGUGCAGAACAUUAAUACAGAACAGGAGCAUAGACUUGCAGAUGAAGACUCCAAUAGUAUUAAAAACCUCGCAGCAGAUGUCCGGUUCAACGUCCAAGGCUUGUGACUUUACGCCGAUCGGAAUGGAUUGUUCCGAACUUGUUGUACAAAUGUCAUCUCAUCAAAAAUUAUUGUCGGAAAACCUAAACGAGGGAACUUGGAAGACGUUAAAAGGGACUGAAGAAACUCACCAUACCACUGUAGGUGUGGCGUCACAUCAUCAACCCGGUAGUUAUUUUUUUAAUUCAGGAAAUAUGGGAAUUGCCAACACGCAAAUGAGCUCUUCACUGAAUUAUGGAAUCGGCACGUGCCACCAGAUGAGGCCGAGUCUCACUCAAACAAAUAGUCGGUUCGAUAACAGAGCUGAGUGCUUCCCGGAAAUAACAGAGGAUUUCCGCAGUCGCUCUAGCUUUUGUGAUAGCAUGAAAGGAACCACGAAUUGCGAUCGUCGCUUAUCCCAGCCAUUGUUGCAAGCUCCCUCUGUGUCACCCGAGAGUAACCAAGAUUGUUUGUUCUUUCCCUGUCCUGAACCCAGCUUGUAUUCUGACUCCUUCUCGUAUUCCUGUACUCAACCUCCCUUGACUCCUAACCCGAGGUUGUGUCAGGAUUUUCCCGCUUCCCCGCCUCUGGAGCUAUUCUCCCCCUCAUGCAUUGCGUCGAGUUUGACUAGCAACAACGAUAACAGCGAUAAGCGUUUCACGCAGCAGCCAUUGAUCAAGACAGUACAGCCGUCCUGGUCUCGCAAUCAUGGUCCAUAUGUGUCCCAGCUACCAGUUCUGAAAUUCACCCCCUCUAUAGGGAAAGAUAACCAUAUGAACAUGAGUGGUCAUGAAAAGAUUAAGGCAGGGGAAAUGGGGUCGAUGUACAAGCAACAAUUCAGGUCGCCGAAUAAUACUGAUUGCUCGCAAAUGAAUGCUUUUUUAGAACAUCAAUUAUGAUGGGGCAAGAACCUUCAUAUUCUGCAACCUUAAGUACAACAUCAGCAGCUGCAACCCUGAGACUAGCUGCUUAUUAGGAGCUCACGGAUCAUUUGUUACAAUUAAACUUCUAAGUUCAAUUUUGUUACGCCAUUCGUUUCACUGCGAUACUUAAUAAGCUGGGCGGCUGAACACUAAAUAUUCAUCUUGUGAAUAUAUUUAAUCUAAUCACGAAGCUUUGAAUAUAAGAAACAUGCUGAUAAUGAAAGGGAGUUAAUAUGCACUCUGAUGAGUUUGUCUGAUGAGUCCGCAUUGUAAGAUAAAUUAUAGUCAUUUUAUAACUCUUACUCGAAUUUUCGAGAAUAGAGAUGAUCUUUUUUUUUCUUAUUGGCACACUAAGCUCGUCGCACUUGAUUAAGCAGCAUUUCCUUGCGAUGUGUUUUACUCGGCGUGUAACUCUUCAUUUCGGCUGCUGUGAGACCAACGUAUGAGCGACAGUCGCUGCCACGGCUCUUUAUUGUAUCGCUCAUAUUGAACUAAGACCUAUACUAGUCCUCGUACAAUAUACGAGCCAUUGAUGUAAGUUUGUAUCGUGCAAUAAGCCCCCCAUGUAUCGUAUAUGAUAUAUUGCUCAUCAAUUAUCGCUACUCUCUUCCUUUUAAGCGUGUGCAAUCUUCUGAAUCGAAUUAAAUGUUUUUUUUUUUCACGAGACCAAAUGUUUAAUGUUUGUGGCCUCGUGAGACUCCAGUGCUGAUACUCACUUAAAAAGUCAGGAAAUAAAUGUUCAAUGAGAGGGAUUUGUCUCACGCCUUCAAUUUAGCAGUAGAUUGGUGCACAGUCUGCGAGUCGAGACUUCAUCGUACGGUGGAAAUACAACAAUUAGAUGUGCGCCAUAUAUUUUACAUGGUUCAGGUUUUCGCAACAGAAUCGUAAUAAUGUACUUCAUUAUUUCUGUACGUAUGGCAUCUAAUAUCCCUUUAUGUAACAUAUGUGUUUACUUACUUCAUAGUCUAAUGUAAGGUAAGCAAAGUUCAAAGGUCUGGAGUUUGUGAGCAACAAAACUUCCUGCCGACUUAAGGGUGAGAUGACACCGCCGCAGAACAGAUGCUACAAGAGCAGUAACGUCAGUUCGACUUCGCAGGGCUCGUGCCCGCCUUGAAAAAACCAACGUUAAUUACUUCGGUUAUGAAGGCAUAUUGUGCUACACUAAAAUAAGAUAAUCCCGCUUUCUGUAUCAGGAUUCAUUUACCUCUGUGAAUCGCUCACAAUAAUUUGAUCUCGUAUCUGCACUGUGGUGAAUGUUAAACGUUUGCUAGCUACGCUGCGUGACAUCCGUUAAUGCUGGUGUUGUCUACAUUUCUUGAACGUCUACAUCGCACAAAAUUUUCAAUUGUAAAGCCCCAUGAAUAUGUUAUUGUUGUGUAGAACUCGUUCUGCGUGAUAAGUUUAUUUCAUUUUCUCUUUUGUAAAUAUCAAAUAUAUGUAUUUCAUUAUUAUUCGCGGGGUCGGCGCUCAAUCCAUAAACUCCCUCAGAAAACCAAGGCUACUCCGGAUUGAAUAUUUUAUUGGCUAUUCAUAUCUAUUAUUUUGUAUCGAACAUUUUUGAAACGCAGAGUUGUCGAAUUAUUAUAUUUUCUAACAGAUUUUUAACUACGAAUAUCAUUUCUUCUCUCGAGCACCAAGAAAUUCUAUGUCCUGUCUCGUGGUGCGUGCUUCAAUUCGGGCCAAAAAAUAAAUAAAUAAAUUAUUAGACUUGGUAUAAACUUCCGUCUAAUAAGCAUUAAUAAAUGCAGAUGAUAUAUUAUCAAGCUUAGACCAGGAAUAUCGAUGGGCAGGAGUAUUGCGACAGACCAGCCGUGAGAUUCCUCCCAAGCUGCUGUUGUAUUUAAUUCACUAUGAGAAGAAUUGUUGCUCCUCCUGAGUUUGUAGGGCUGAAUCCAGUCUAUUAGAAUUCCAUUGCAUAUAUUCCAUACUCUAAUUUUGUGUAGCCUACGUUUUCGUUACAUAAAUCAACUCCUUGAAUGAUGGUGUAGAAUAAAUCAUCCCUUCUCUUCCUCUGGAAAAAUAAUGCUCAUUUUAGAACAUAAUAAUCGAUUACAAUCUUGAAGAAUCCGCUAACAAAUAAUCUGUGAAUAAAAAAAUUUGAAUUCCACUCAUACUCUUCGUACAAUCAAUCAAACUUCGAUGCCAAAGAAAGCUAACUCGUACUUGGUAGGCGCCUGUAGGCCAGAUGUCGUGUAGAUUUUAAGCGCACGUCUCCUUACAUCGUCAAUGUAACGCUUCGGACGAUGUUGCGUCUAUUGUAUUGGCUCAAUAUUAUACUUUUCAACAUUUUAGAGCCCUCUUCAACAGUGUAAUUAUUUCUUGCUUGAAUUUGUCCUUUUACGAGAAAACUGCGCUCUAUUUUGCAGCCAAUUCUGUCGUAUUAUUAGCGAACAAACGCCUAUUGGCGUUUUGAACUUCUUAUUUGUUGCGUAGAGGAUUGGUAGAUGGUUAUUGAUCUAAAAUGUGGUAUUUGAGGAAGGAAAUUCUUGAUGAGUUGCUGGAGUUUCUUGCUGUGUUAUGAGGUGGGCGUGUACUGCUUAUUAUAUUAGAUUCCCAUCCUACAGAUUAACUUUCCAGGCAGGAAUUACAGAUGUACGGUUAGAUUUGUGCAUUGAGCUUCUUAUACUUUUGGUUUGAAUGAUUAUACUUUUGGUUUGAAUUAAUUUAAUAAGAAAAUUACUUGGUUGUUUUUGUUGUGUGAUAAAGAGACACAACAUAAACAUUGUAAUAAAACGAUCUGUUUGUCCUGUAUGGUUGUGGUCACUACAAUCUACAAUGCAGAGAUAAUGUACUCUGUCCUCUAUAUGAUCAAUGUGUGCCCUUUACAAUAGCCUUGUUAACAUGAAUUAAUGUGAUGUUAGAAAUAACUAAUGAAACUAAGUAGCUAUACAGAGACUCGGAAGUAGCUGAUUCCCUUCUCAUUAAUUAGUUAUCAUUUUUAAAAAUUUACAGAAUAUUAUUGUUGAAGGCUCAAUGUUAAAAAAUGGGCAGAUAUUGUUGACGGCUUAAUGAUAAACAAAGCUGUAAUUUAACAAAUGUAUUCUGUUAUCAUGAAUUUCGCUAAACUUGAUUAAAGAUGUCUCUUUUUUUCACAGCAAUUUUGCAAGCCCAGGGCAUUUCUCGGACAUCUCUCAGGGCCUUAUCCUAUACGGGACUCAGGACGAGAAAACCUCAUCGACUAUCUUGGCCAAAAUUGCAGCAUAUUCGUUUAAUUUUUCUAUAAAAUCGAAUUUUUAUUCUUAUUAUUUUUUCUAAAUAAGACAAUCGAAAUUUCUAGAAAAAGGUACGAAUUAAAAUAUUUAUUAUGCGGCUGAAAUAUAUAUUAAAGUGAUUCAAAAACGUAUCUUGAAAUGUGGUCGAUUGUUUAUACGAGUUUAUCACAGUACGCAGGCCUGCAGGCUACUCAUAGCUGACGCACGUCGGCCCUCUGAAGAAACAGUACACUCGAGUUUGUACAUUACCUAAAUUCGUUAGCCUUAAGAUAACAUUUCCAUUGAUUUGGCAAGACAAUAAAGUAAAAUUGGCUUAUUCUAUGUGGUUGUUCGUUUCAGGUCUGGAAUAUUCUGUAGCCCCUGGAAGCUCUGUAGAUGUUCGCGGACAAAAUACGAUUACCUGCCUUGUACAAACGCCGCGCCUCAGUAGUGUAGAGGUCAGGGUACGUAGUUAACCUCGUGUAGACAACAUAAGUUACUGGCGCGUUAUGAACAUCGUACUUUUGUAAUUUAUGUAGCGCUUACCUUCUUAGAAAUGCACUGCAAUGGUAGAUUUAAUGAGUGUUAUAUUUUGCUUCACUACCUUCAUGAUGCAGCUACGACUGUUCUAAGUCAGACUUGCUUGUACAGGGUUAUCCUAAAUGAUGGACCCAAUUUAAUAGAUUCGUAUUUAUUUAAAUAUAAUUU
Messenger RNA from Hyalella azteca, 7435 nucleotides. RefSeq names its product neuronal PAS domain-containing protein 2. The record is from RefSeq and is a predicted model, not a curated record. NCBI's taxonomy places the organism in Eukaryota, Metazoa, Arthropoda, Malacostraca, Amphipoda, Hyalellidae. Gene Ontology annotation, cellular component: cytoplasm; transcription regulator complex; aryl hydrocarbon receptor complex. Gene Ontology annotation, molecular function: DNA-binding transcription factor activity, RNA polymerase II-specific; RNA polymerase II cis-regulatory region sequence-specific DNA binding; protein dimerization activity. Gene Ontology annotation, biological process: regulation of transcription by RNA polymerase II.